Molecule: messenger RNA, 2499 nt
Organism: Cyprinodon variegatus (sheepshead minnow)
Lineage: Eukaryota; Metazoa; Chordata; Actinopteri; Cyprinodontiformes; Cyprinodontidae
Gene: maff
Product: v-maf avian musculoaponeurotic fibrosarcoma oncogene homolog F
Exons: 3
Coding region: 29-646 (205 amino acids)
Biological process (GO): regulation of epidermal cell differentiation; regulation of transcription by RNA polymerase II
Cellular component (GO): nucleus
Molecular function (GO): RNA polymerase II cis-regulatory region sequence-specific DNA binding; DNA-binding transcription factor activity, RNA polymerase II-specific
Source: RefSeq, a predicted model, not a curated record
CGUCAUUGUCGCUUGGUGUUUUUUAUGAAUGAAAGAAUCCAACCUCAGAGCGCAGCAGAGUAAUUCCGGGAAAAGGCGGACUGACAUUUUGUCGCCACAGUCGCGUCGAACCAGCAGUGUCUAUAUUUGUCUGAACUGGUGCUUGGGGGAAGCUGACGACAAUUGGAUCAUGACGACAGAAAGGAACAGCAAAGCCCUGAAGGUAAAGCAGGAGUGUGGAGAGAAUGUACCCUUCCUGUCAGACAGCGAGCUCAUGUCCCUCUCUGUGCGGGAGUUAAAUCUCCACCUGCGAGGCCUCUCCCGCGAGGAGAUCCAGAAACUAAAGCAGCGCCGUCGGACCUUGAAGAACCGCGGCUAUGCUGCCAGCUGCCGCGUCAAACGCGUUUCCCAGCGAGAGGCCCUGGAGCAGCAGAAAAUGGAGCUCCAGAGAGAGGUGGAGCGACUUGGAGCGGAGAACGCCGGCAUGAGGAAGGAGCUGGAGGGGCUGGGCGCACGUCUGGCCGCCCUCCAGAGGUUCGCCAGGGGUCUGGAGGCCGGAGGAGGAAGCCUGCUGGCCACAGCUCCACGUCUUAACACCGCCUCUGUCAUCACCAUCGUCAAGAGUCCACAGCAGCCUCAGCAACAGAGAGAGCAGGAGCCUUCAUAGAAGAGCCGCCAGAACUAGACAAGGGUGGGGGGUGGGGGGGUCAGGUUGUCUUUAAUGCAAACACAGACGUAGGCAUGGAUUUUGAAAACAAACCACAGACAAAAACAAGAGCAACAAGACUAGAUCAGUAGGAAAAUACUAAACAUGCCGUCUGCACCCUUUUCACAUUAUGUAUGCAGAAGUGAUUUACCUCAGUGCAGCAAGGUGUGUAACGUUGCCUAGCAACAGCAACUUAGAUUUUCUAUACAGGCAGCAGGAGCGGUUGAGAAGUGGCCCGGGACGUGUCCUCUGACUCCUGCAGCAGGGAUGACUGGGAAAAAAAAAGUCCUCCACUGUUUCAGCACGAAUACUUUAGAGCAGAGGGUGAAAGGCAACGAGAACUGAUAGUCAACCAUCUACAAAACAUAAACUCACUGUACCGCAGACAUUAGUCGGCUGGACUUUGUCUGAAGCUGGACUGACCCGGAGUUACUGUACUGUAAAUAAGCCACAUGUGAGGCGGGGGCUUGAUCAGACGUGUGAAACAUCCUCCUUCCUGCUGAAAGCAUCGAUGUUCUGGGCUCGGCCAUGUUCAGGAAGAAUAACAGAUGCAGUAAAAUUAUUAUUUCAACGAAAUUCUCUUCUUCUGUGAGCCAAAAAGGGCCUAAAGGUUAAAUAUGCUGCAGGAAAUGUUGUUGGGCUAACUUUCCCCCACUGUCAUCCUUAUUCUUCACAUGGUCUCAUUAAAACGCAUCAACACAGUGCCUUCAGUGUAUGCAGGAGCUCCAAGAACCCAAACCUGAACAGAAAGAAGGAAAAGCAGAACCUAAUCAUUCCUUCUUUCCUCUUUCACAACCACAACACUUUCAUUAUGAUUGCUGUGGAUUUUCUAGGUUUCCCACCUCCCUCCCCUUAUUUUACAAGCCCUGUUGUGCAGUAACCUGGUUACCGUCUACCGCGGCGUUCAGUUUAUCUGGUAUCUGGUGGGAAUCCGGCUCACGUCAAUGCAAAUCCUCUGAAAACAUUCCAGUUUUGUGUUACUUUUAACGUCCGUAUGUGCUGCAGAGACGAAAAUGUUGAGUGACAUUUUGAAGAGAUAUAUAUUCUAUAUUUUAUUUGUAUUUAAUGGUAGAUAUUAUGAAAAGACAAGCUAACGAGUGCUGUGAUGUUCUUACAUGUUUUUCAAAAGUACUUAUGACUAGUCUGAGAAGAUUCCCAUGUCUAAUUAUUAUUGUGUUGUGCAGCAACAAAGAUUGCAAAAUGUUAAUAAUUAGCUGCGUAGAAAUACUCAAAGCCAACCGCCAUAUUGAUGCAUCAAUAAGUCUCUGUGUGAUUUUUUAUUUUAUUUUAUUUUUUUUGUGUUUAUUGCCAUAUUUGUAACAGCUUGUCACAACCGAUUCCAGAGAGGGACGUUUAUUUUUGUAAGACGAUCUGUUUGUUUAAAAAAGAGAAUUACCAGCUGGAAAGGUGGGAGAGAGAAGGAGACGAGAUGAGGAAAUAACAGGAUGAUGGAAAAUGAAAGUAGAAGCUGAAGGCAGGAAGAGAAAGUGCAGAGAGGGAUUGGUGAUGGUUUCGUUGAAUAGUCGUAGCAAUAUAGAUAUGAGUAAGAAUCGUAACACAACCAUGUUGCAGACUAACUUCUAAAAAGAAACGAGGCGUAUAUUUAGCGAAGUAGGAGGGCCGUUGUGGUAAAGCAUUUAUUCCCGAUAUUUUAACGUUCUUCCAAUCGUGCUGGAUGUUUUGUAAUACCCACAAAACAAAAUGGUAUUUGUAUUUAUUACCUGUAUUUUUUCUAUUGUGAAAAUUUAAGUACAUUGUCUAUUUUAUAUAUUAAUAAUAAAUGUUGUACAUAUUGUACAUAAAAAACAGCUCUU